UUUAUGCGCAACACGAAUGGCACACACAGUUGUGAGGUUGUGAGGCGAAGGGAUGCCCCACCAUUGUUGAUUGGAAAUUUUCAUGGCUUGCGUAUUGUGAAGACAGCGCGUGCGCCAUUCACUGGCUAUGUGAAAGGUGACUUAUAUUCGGAAGGCGAUAUGGAUGAUCGCAUACUAUGUACAGAAGUGCAGGCGCGUUGGCAGUAUUCCAAAGUGGAUGGCAUUGAUUUUUCCACUAAUUGGCUAAAAGUGCGUGACUUGAUUCUGCGUUCUUUUGCUGGCGAUCCGGUGGAGGGUGUGGUGAUUACUAGCGUACAAUAUGCAGUUUAUAUAGCAGAGCGCGCGGUGCUUGAUGCUAUGCCUGAGAUUUGCAGCAUAGCAAUAAGUUUUCCGAAUUAUAGACAUUUUCCGUUUGAUUUCUCACGUUUUCCACCGAUCGAGCCGAAAGCUGAUGUCAUUAUUGCCAAUCCACACGAUACACCUUUGGGCAUUGGUUAUGCCCAAUUGGAUCGGCUGGAGAAAUAGCUAGCAAUUUAUACGAACAUAUUUUUGCGGUCGUUUUCAAGGCGGUUCUCAUCAAG
This is a messenger RNA of Rhagoletis zephyria (snowberry fruit fly), 581 nucleotides long. Its product is annotated as uricase-like. Lineage: Eukaryota; Metazoa; Arthropoda; Insecta; Diptera; Tephritidae. Gene Ontology annotation, molecular function: urate oxidase activity. Gene Ontology annotation, cellular component: peroxisome. Gene Ontology annotation, biological process: urate catabolic process; purine nucleobase catabolic process. The record is from RefSeq and is a predicted model, not a curated record.